AUGUUGUCGAUUCUGAGACGAGAAGCCGCUGCCGGAGGCUCGGAUGCUGUGCUGUUAAAAAAGAGAGUCUGCGGAAGAGUCGCGCGCCACGGCGACGACCCCGGUUUCGGGUUUAGCUCGAGAGGAAAACAGAAGGAAAGGGGAGAGAGAAGAGAAGGGACGUCGGCCAUUGGAGGUUUCAGGAGAGCUUCGCUGGAAAGAAAGGAGAAGCCAGUGAACAACGAGAAAAGAGAGGAUGAGAAAGGUUCUCUCGAUGAAAAGUUUCUGGAGAAGUUGAGCCUUCUCAUCAGUCGACGUCCAUUGCGGCCGAACGCCAUCUUCAUCGAUUUUUGGUUGCUGCAGCUUCUUCGUGAACGCAGAUCUUUCGUCCACCCAUUCGUUCUUCCUGGGAACUCAAAUGGUGCCGUAACACAAGCAACAGUUUUGGCAGUAUUACAAGGAGGACGCCAGUCUAGUAUUGUAAAGAAGGAGCGAUGGAGGAAAUGGAAAAAGAUAGGAAAGGAAACGGAUUUGGUGGCUCAGCAGAACGUGAAAAAAAGGACAAGAAGAAUGUGGGAAGGUCGUGGGAUGAGGAAAAUAAGAACAAAGAUGGAAGGGAGUGGGAGACUCGGUGGAGGUGCACAAUCACUCACAUUCACGAUUUCAUAUCCAUUCUCUCAGUCUCGCGCAUCAGAAGCCGAAGAGACUCGGGCCAGAAGAAGCAGCGCUUCCAACUUACUCCGUUGUCCCCGGAGUCAGUCAUGUAAGAACCUAUAUUCCUUAUCUAUGCGAUGCAUGUCCUUGCGUUUGCUCAAUUUUCGGUUUAUUUUCUUUAUGCUGGGUUCGUUGUAAUCUCAUAAUUGAGUCUUUUUCUAGGUAUCAGUUCGUGCUGAUUGUUCUCCAUGUUUCAAUAAAUGUGGCCAUAACA
Eucalyptus grandis is the source of this 907-nucleotide messenger RNA. RefSeq lists its product as uncharacterized. The transcript is spliced from 3 exons. The record is from RefSeq and is a predicted model, not a curated record. NCBI's taxonomy places the organism in Eukaryota, Viridiplantae, Streptophyta, Magnoliopsida, Myrtales, Myrtaceae. The coding region runs from base 1 to 831 and encodes 276 amino acids.